Molecule: messenger RNA, 3250 nt
Organism: Argiope bruennichi
Lineage: Eukaryota; Metazoa; Arthropoda; Arachnida; Araneae; Araneidae
Gene: stx
Product: midnolin-like
Exons: 5
Coding region: 35-922 (295 amino acids)
Cellular component (GO): nucleus
Molecular function (GO): protein binding
Source: RefSeq, a predicted model, not a curated record
UCGGAAUCCACAACUCUGCUGCCGUACGAAGAGGAUGGCUGAGGAGCGUAGGGUGUUCGUGCAGCCGACUACAGGGGGCCGAAUCGAACUCCGGGUAUCCCCUGAUUCCUCUGUGGGCAGCCUGAAAUCGGCCGUAGCCAAAAGGCUGAAGCUUUCCAAAGAUAAAAUUGUUCUUCUUCAUAGAAACAGACAACUUACGGAAGGAUCUUUAAUGGAUAAUAACAUCCAGGAAGGCUCUAAGCUGACGCUGCUACCUACCGUAGAGACUGGAAUCACGAACCGGAGUCCGGAACGGUGCGUGAUGCAGGCCCUGGAGACUUUGGGUGAUUCUCAGGUGGAGAAUUUCCUGACUGGACGCUCUCCCCUGAACCUUACUAUGAGGCUGGGCGAGCACCUGAUGUUCGUACAUUUGCAGCUGACUUCUGUACCGCCAGCCUCUCCAUCUCCCCCAUCCUCCCCGAAGCUGCUCAGUGAGGCCAGCCGUCAUUUGACUCGCACGCUCACCCGCCUAUCCUCUGCCGCCCUCCAGCAAAAGAUGAAAGAAACUUGCGAUGGCCGUUGCUGCAUGUCUCGUGAGAAAGGCGGGGCUGUCAUCGAGAGUUUGUUUCGGAAGGGCAAAGGUGUGUUUUCAGGGACUUUCUCAGGCACUCUUAUGCAGGAUGACUCCCGUCCUCAUCUUUGCACCCUUGUUCGAAUCCUUAGCGACCUCAUGGACGCACCUUCGCAUACGCGUGGACCUUGCACUCAUCGCCCCGCUCCUAAUACUACAGGCCCGGAGCCUCCAGUAGCGGUUGUGGAAGACCAGGCCCUGCGAGAUAAAGUACGGCAUAUAAGGGCCCUUCUGAAAGAGAAACGCGAAGCCCGCAGAGACAAGCCUUACCACAAGCACAAAGACUACAGCUCUGAAACGGCUGUCGCCUGAAUCUCUCGCUCAUGAUAAAACUACAGUCGACCACCGUGAUGGCAUAGAGCAUCUUGAAAUGGUUAUUUCGUUUCUUUCUGAAGCACGGCUAAGAGCAUCUGCUCAAUAGUUUUUCUGACGAGAGGGAUAUAUAGGAUUACAUGAUUGGAACUGUUUCUGUUAUCCUUUUCCCUCUGUUCGGCUCAAACCUUUUUAUUAUUAUAUAGUGUUCUCUAUUAUCACCCGUUCAUUUAAUUGAGCUGAAACUUAAACAUAUUCCAUGUCAGUCAUUCGUUCUGUGAAUGCUAUGGAUUUGGUAGUGGGUACUUGGAAUGAACCAGUCGAUCUAAAUGGAACGCUGGCUUCGUUCCAUAACUCCUCACCUUUGCAAUAAAUCAGUUCCAUUGUGCACUCAAGCACAGAUCGUUCUGUUGAAUAGAAUUAGAUCUGAACGGAAUAAUAAUUAUGUCACUUUUAUGUUUAUCAUGUUUUAUUUUUAAUUUAAUGUAAUGGAAUUUCAUCAGCCUUAAAAGAUUUUCUUCUUGUGGAGUUCAUUGCAUUCAUCUAGUAGGCAAAUACAAUAACAUUAGAUAUUUGUCCUAUAUAUAUAUACUUUUUCUUUUGUGCAUGAAUUUGUGAAUUAAUCAUCUUAGGCAAAUUCUUAAUAAAAUUUGUUCAAGUUUAGUAAAAGUAUUAGAGUAAAUACAUGUAAUAUUGCAAUAUUAGAAGCUAAUUAGUAAUCCUGACGAGAUGAAAGUGUUCAUUGAAUUUGUUAGUUUUCAUGCACAAGAUUGCAUAUCAUUUUUUUUUUUUUACUAUCUAAUAAUUUUGAUUGUAUCUUUAAGAAGGUUUAUGAUUAUUGGAGUAUGAAACAUAUUUCCAAAAAUCUAUGCCGGUAAUAGCAAGAAAAGAAAUCAAAAUAGUAAUUGCCUUCUAAUAAAAAAAAAUCCUUCAUUUAAAGAACAAAACUGCCAAUAUAUUAAUCUACAACUGGGAGAAACUUUUUCUGAUGAUCUCAGUCUUAUUACAUAUCAUUUUAUUUGAGGAUAUACUGUAUCCAUCUAAUAUCUAUGCAAAUUGAACAAAUGAUUGAAUUAAAUUAUUUAUCUUUUUGUACUUAAAUUGGAGAUGACAACAAAAUUUUAAGCCUAGUCACUUUGCUAAAGUGUAUACUAAUUCAAGGCUUAUGAACAAAGGUUUUAAAUUAUGUUCCCAUUUUAAGAAAAUUAAAUUUUAUAAAGUCGCUGUCUGUACAUAACAGUCAUUUCCAUAAAGCAGUAUUACAUUAUUAUUUUUUCUGUUCAGUAUUCAUAUUACUCUUGUAGUAUUAGUGAUUCAUUUAUAUAGAGCUAUAUAAAUAGAAUUAUGUGUGAAAGCCAAUGUGUGCAGUUUUGUAGUGACCUAUUUUAUGUUAUUCCUUAGAUUUUUGCCUUUUGUUAUUGGAUCCUAAGGAUUCUUCCUACUGUUAUUAUUAGAAUAUAUAUAUUAUCAUUAUAUAUAUCACAUUUAUGUUUGUGUUAGUAAAUAUCAUCAUAAGAAUAUAUCAGAGCAUCAGAGUUAAAGAUGAGAUGAAACUUAAAGAUUACUUUUAAUGGAAUAAACUGCACUUUAAAAAAAUAUACGUAUUUUGAUUUACGAAAAAAAUGUUUUAAUUUAUAUUACUGCAGUACAAUGACAUAUUAACCAGUUGUUUACAAUAUAAGAUACUUUUGAUUAAUUUAUAAUAACUUUAUGCAGCUGACAUAAAAAAAAUAAGACAAUCUAAUCUUUCUGUUUAAAAGGGGGGGGGGGAAGAGGGGGAAAUGUCACAUUAAAAAUUUGAAAAAUUGAACAAAGCUAUUUUGAUCAAACAAAUUAAAUUUAAUAUUCUAACAUGUAUUUACUAUCACCAAUCAAUUCAUUUAUUUACUUCAAAUUCAUAAUUUCCAAAUUAUUAAUUAUGCUGAGGAAAAAAAAUAAUAAGUAAAUAAAAAUUUUAUGCCUUAUCUAGUAAAUUUUAAAAAUCCAAUUAAAAUAUUUAGAUGAAUUUCAUAUAGGACAAGUUUAAGAAAUACUUAAAUAUUUAUUCAAUUCUGUUUUGCCUUUAACUUGCAAAUGUUUGCAUAGCAGACUAGCACUGAUGUAGUCUUAGCUUUAAAAGUCCUAGUAAACUACAUUUUAGACAUUGACCUAGAACUUGGCAAGAAAAAGCCAUAUAUGAGAAAUACAAGUGCAUCAUAACCAAAGUAGUUAUUCUGUUUCAUAUCAGUAUUGUUGCAAGAUGUAACUGUCCAAUUUAUUUGUGUUUUAGUAUGUUUGUUAAUCAAGAUUAAUGCCAUUUUUUACAAUAAAUAUGUUGAAGAACUGAAA